AUGAGGUGCUACUGCGAGUCAGGGAACAGUUCCAGCCCAGCCAUCACAGAAGGAGCUGCUCCACUCCCACAGAGGGCAGGCACCCAGGAGCUGACUGCAUAUGGAAUCCACCAAAUUGUUACCCGUCCUCACGGCACGCAAAACACGAAUCCCAAACACAACCAGCCCGCACCUGGAAGGCUCCCCAUCGUACAGCCUUCCCCACAACAGCCCAGACGACGGCUUCGCGGACGCGCGACAGCCUCCCACCGCACCUCGACGCCGAGCUCACUCGUAGCCGGACAGAAGAUGAAAGGCCGACGAAAAGCCAUUCGAGUUUUUCAGCCUCUUCGGGACAUCUCGUCACCAGGUACGAGAACGCCGCGUGUAACCGGAACCGGGCAGCGGACGCUCCCGCCCAGCAGCGGCGGGUCCCCACUCCGCAGGCGUGCGGUGCCGUGCGGUGCCGUGCCGCCCCCCGCGGCCUCCCGGAGCCGCUCGCAGGCCCCGCUCCGCCGCCGGCUCGGCACCGCGCCUGGAAUUACAACACCGCGGGCGCAGACGCAGGGGGAGGGAGAAGGCGGCCAGACAGAGCGGCGUGCGCCGGGCCUGCCCGGCCCCGCAGGCGGCCCCGUGCCCACGCAGGAAGCCGGCGGCCCCGGGAGCCCCCGCGCUUCGCCCGCCGACGGGUCUCCGAGCAUCGGCCCGACCCGCGGGGCGAGCGGCCGGGUCGGAGAGCCUCGGGCAGGCGGCCCCAGCCCGCGUCCGACGGGGAGAGCGGGACGAGGGCCCGGCGCUCGGAGCCCCGCGGGGCUGAGAGGGGGUGGAAGCGGGACCGCCGCGCUCCUCACCGCCCGGCCGGCCGGCCCGACCCCGCACUCACCGCUCCGGGGGGCUCCUCAUCCUCUGCGGCGGGAGAGAAGGCGAAGCAGGAGGGAGCCGCUCCCGCUGCGUUACGCAGGCCGCGCCCGGGACCCCGACGGCUCCUGGGAGACGGGAGCGAAGGCGGCCGAGCGCCGGGAGGGGGAGGGCGGGGCGGGGCGGGGCGGGGCGGCUCGGCGCAGGCUCGCUCCCCGGCAGGCGCUCCCGACGCCCGGCGCGUCCCUGCGGAGCGGGCGGGGCGGGCCGGAGCCGGAUUCCAAUCACGGCACCCGCCGAGCCCGGCCGCGCGCACGGCGGAGGGAGGGGAGAGCGCGGGCGCGCGCUCGGCGGAGGCGGCGCCGGCGGCCGCCGUCGAGAGGCGCCGGGCCGCCCCUCAGAGCCCUCCCGCUUCCACCGCCAUCGCGUCGACACGCGCCGCGGGCGGGAGGGCUGGCGGGGAACCGCGGGAAAAAGUUGGCCGCUUCUUCUCCCCCGUAG
Phasianus colchicus (ring-necked pheasant) is the source of this 1338-nucleotide messenger RNA. The record is from RefSeq and is a predicted model, not a curated record. NCBI's taxonomy places the organism in Eukaryota, Metazoa, Chordata, Aves, Galliformes, Phasianidae.